This is a messenger RNA of Scophthalmus maximus (turbot), 4443 nucleotides long. It is a transcript of the gene pdzph1, whose product is annotated as PDZ and pleckstrin homology domains 1. Lineage: Eukaryota; Metazoa; Chordata; Actinopteri; Pleuronectiformes; Scophthalmidae. Gene Ontology annotation, molecular function: protein binding. The transcript is spliced from 11 exons. The coding region runs from base 193 to 3723 and encodes 1176 amino acids. The record is from RefSeq and is a predicted model, not a curated record.
UACUGGGUCAUGGGUUUCACAGUCUAUGUCUUUAUUGUUAUCUGGAUCUGCUCUGGAUCGUGUUCGUUUGGACAAACUUCUAUAACUUUUGAAGAUUCAUAGAAACUGUUGAUUCUCUCCUGAAUCCACAUGACCUCAGCUACACAUUGCUGGAAGUUACUGUCAAAGGGCUGAAUUAAUCCGACCCCCUUUAUGAAACUACAUUUAAAUCCACUAAAUCCAGAAUUGUGUGUUUCUUUCAUCAACAUGUUGAACAAGUUCGUUGGUGUUUCUCUUGCAGAGAGUGUCUCACCGUACAUCUGUCACAAGCAGAACAAGAGUAACAGUAUCAGCUACAAAGACGACGUCAUAGAAAAAGGUGAAACGGACUCGUUCCGAAGGGAAAGUGUUCUGUUUGCAUCUGAGGACGAGGAAAAGUCCAACUAUUCUGCUCCCAAAGAGAAAAGAUUCAAACAAGAUUAUCGCGUGAAUUCAAAUCCGAACCAAAAGAGUAUUUAUACGAAAACGACGGAGGACAAAGACAAAGGGGUGAAGAUCGUGACGUCGGUGUCCGUCAGCGACCUAGAAGAUUCCUCCCCGAACAUCACGUUUCAGCAGCUACAUGAAGCCUUGUCCGAAAACCCGAGCCACUGCUCAACAACGCCGGUGACCAACAUCGUGAAAAUCAACUGCAGUGGGUCCCAGGUGAAACUCGAAAUUCAAGAAAUUCUGCAGCUCAACGCUUCUGACGUCAAGACCACGUUUGUUUUCACGAAUGAAAAAGGGGGCGGUGCUGAGACGGCCGUUGAGAGCAAAGGUGGGGGGGCGUGGACUCCAGAUAACGAGUCAUAUGAGCAGCUGCAACAAAAUGUGACCAAUCACAGCGCAGAUAAAAAUUACAGAUUUACUUUUGGCAGCACGAGCGACCAAAUAAGUGAUUCAAACUCUAAAAUAUGGGACGAUCCGAACUACUGUCGCUGCUGCGCUGGUCACAGACAACAAGUACCCACCGACUGUACUUGGGCCAACCGUCCAUCGAGCCCCCCGUUGCUGUUGAACCUCCGACCUCAGGAGGAGAGGAAGCAUCUUCACAAGAGGUUCAGCAUCGAUCAGUUCUGGGACAUUCCUCCGCCCCAGGAGUUUGCAGAUGGUAAAUACAACACUCUAGAGGACCUGUCGCUCGACCUGGCUUCCUGCAGGAUUGGAACAUGUAGUCCCUUUGAUGAAGAAUCCGGAUUCCCUUAUUCCGCCAAAGAUCUGGCGCCUUCUUUUGAUCAAUUAUCGGAAUCGGACAACUACGAGCCCAUGUUCAUGAGACCCUCACUGUCUACCAACAGGUCCAGCUUCACCAAAGAAUUCAUCAGCUCUCAGAAGAGAAAGUCCUGGAUUAGGAACAACAGUAUCGCCACAGUCGAACACAGAGCGUGUCCCUCGGCACAGAAGAGGCGGCAGACGUUUCCUGGGAUGUCAGAAGAUCUGGGAUUGAUGCAAGAGGAUCUGCUGCUGCCCUAUGGCGAGUCUUUUUCCUCUUUGACGAUGUGCUCAUGUCCUCUCCAAGCAGAGAGGCUGGGGAGGUGUCACCAUGGUGAUGACAAGUUCCCUGCAUUGGACACGCCUGACUCCGAAAUCCCAAGUGACCAGCCAUCAUUGCUCAGCUCGUCCCGUAAGACCAGCACUGAAGAUCAUCCUGACGACACGUUCGCUGUCUGCACACAGCGUCCUGGAGGAAGCAGCGUCAGUUACCGUCGCAAAGGCCUCAGACACCUGGACAAAGACUUCAAACAGAGCAUCUGUAAAGACGUGGAUAGUCCGGACACCGAUGACUGUGAUUGUAAAGUUGAUCUAAGUGAAGUAGCAGACAGUGGGUUUGACCAAGACAUGGGGGAAGUAGAAUAUCUCAGCCCAGAGCCCCCAACGGAGGAGCUCAGUCAAAGAGCCCUCGCCAUACAAGUCAUCCCUCCGUCCUGCAGCGGCUCGGAGGAGGAAAUGCUCCCGAGCAACCUCGUCAUGCCGAUCCAAGAGGAUCCAAUCUCAUCUCUACCUAAACGCAAAUCCUCCGUCAUGACUCUAACUGUUGGUGGACUGGAACAAAGAUUCCUGCAGGUAGACCGCAGAUCAUCUCAGGGUAGUCGUGUGGAAAAACCUCUUACAAGUACUUUGGACGACUCCUGCGUGUCCGCUUUCCAGCACAUUGACGUACAAUCACUGAACUCCAACGAGGUGACCGAGAGUGAAUCUAAACCACCUGGUGAAGAAACAGGAAACUCGUCUCUGCCACUGACGACAGAGCAGACGAAUGAUCUGCAACCUCCAGUCGCUGCUUCCUGUCCAGAAAUCUGCGUCAAGGAGCAGCACCUUGAAUCCAACAAGGCCCACAAACAGAUCGUGUCCAGGUGUUCCUUUGAGGCCAAAGAGCAUCUGAAGCCCGUGAUGCAUAAGGAGGCCGAGAGCGGCGGCGGUGGCGUCUCGGACCACUGGGCCAGGAGACGAAAGCUCUUCAAGGACAGUCAGCAGUGGAGCUCGGCCGGAGGAAGCUCCAUCACCAGCGACGUAGCAGAGGAAUCAGUAUCAGAGGAAACUCGCUCGAUGGAUAUGACGAUUCGAGACAAUGAAGACGGAGGUUUUUAUACGGAGACUUUCCACUCAUCAGCGUGGAUCUACCAGGGAGACCACGUGGACUCGGGGGUCGCUCCUCCCACCCUCAACGCCCGAACACGAGCGGUUUCAAUUCGCGAGAGGACCGUCCGGAUCAACAAAGGGGCCGGAGAGUUUCCCUGGGGCUUUCGAAUUCAGUUUUCUAAACCCAUUGUGGUCACAGAGGUCGACACAAACGGAGCCGCUGAAGAAGCAGGACUGAUGGUUGGAGACUUUGUCCUGGCCGUCAACGGGACCGACGUCACCAGCAUCCCUCACUCCGAGGCCGCCGAACUGGCCCGGCAAGGUCCAGAUGAUCUAACACUGACGAUUGGGUCGGACAUCGCUCGCGGUCCCAACACCCCCCGGCCGGCGUGUCGGGGUUACCUCCACAAACGUACCCAGUCCGGUCUGAUCAAAGGUUGGAGGAAGAGGUGGUUUGUCCUCACGCACGACUGCUGUCUUCACUACUACAGACACAAGCGGGACGAAGGGAAGAGGCGAGAUGAGUCGGCGGUGAAGCUGGAGGGAGCCGAGGUCGGACCGGACGUGUCCCUGGGGAAACCGUUCGCCUUCAAGUGUCGUCCUCCGUCUGGGAGUCGGGUUUUCUUCUUCUGUGCGACGAGCAACCAGGAAAUGAAAAGGUGGCUGGACGCGAUGGAGCGAGCGACUCAUCCCGUCACACAGAGCCACGUGUGGGUGGACGUCACCAGACACAACUCCAGUCUGCCCCCGCUGGCCGUGAAGAGUCCCGAGUGUCUCGGUCUGCUGCACAAACUGGACAAGAGCAAGGACGCGUGGCUGCAGCACUACUGCAUCCUGAAGGACGGCUGCCUCUACCUGUACAGCGGCAUCAGAGCCACUCGAGCACACGGUGCCAUCUACCUUCAGGGAUACUCGGUGCGAGAGCAGACGCACGGAUUCAGGAAGUCCACCAUCGAGCUGAAGCCUCCGUCUGAGGAGUUCAAGACUUUCUACUUCUGCGCUGAGAAUCCAAACGAGAACAAACGGUGGAUCGGGGCUCUGAGAGCGUCAGUGCAGAAGUGGCUGCCGCUGCAUCAGGCGCUGCAGGAGCUCAUGAACCGACCGGCCGAGGAAACACGCAUGUGAGACGCACUUUGUCUCAGAUCAUCGGUGGAUCGUGUCCCUCAGGACGUCAACCUCAGGUCCACAUCAGAAAGUAUGAGAAACGUUAAUAAAAACUCUAUAUUUUGCACCUCCAUUGUUUUUCUUCACACUUUCACUCAUUUCUCUUCUGGUUCAUCCGACACUUUGUCAUGAAAUGAUCAUUUUAGAUCCCGUGUCCUUCGACCUUUAACCUGAUGAUCCUCAGAUCAAAUCAUUUACCAUCGUGUCUUCUUCUUUUCUUUAUGAAUCUUUCUUUCUUCCUCUUACUGAAACUCGUACCAGCACUUUAUUUAGCAUAUGGACUUUUUUUUCUUUAUGAUUCUGUUCUACAAAGUUUUUCUGCUCCACUGUAAAGUCGCCUUUAGAUCACAUGAUUUUGAUACUGCUUUUGUGCACUGUAAAAGAAGAUGUAGUGAAGUGUAAAUAAAUAAAUUCUACAAUCAAAUCCAGAGUCUUUAAUUUAUCCAUCAUCUGUCAUCCAUUUUGUCCCUUUUGGAUCGGGAUAAUCGGGCGCAUCCAGGAUUUAUAUUUCACUUCCUUUAACAUGGACUUCUUAUUGUUAUUUAUAGAUUAUUAUUCAACCUUUUAUCCAGUAGAACUUUAAAUGUCUUUAACUCUUCAUGGAAACAAAAGGAAACAAACGUGACUGAUCAUCAUCUUCCAGCUGAAACUCUUCCAUCGGACAGAAACGUAAAAACAAGA